CAUUUACAACAGGUACUUCUAGUCAGGCCAAGUUCAGUCACUGCUGCUGCUUUGGACUAAAAUGUUAUGGGCAGCAGCUGGAGAGAACAUCAUCAGAGACUGCUCUAGACUCAAUGACCCCUCCACGUUCUGCAGCUUGAGCAUCUUCUACCAUUCCAGAUUGGACCAGCCUUCAAAGUAAAGGCCAUGGCAUUUUAUCCCCUGCAAAUUGCUGGGUUGGUUCUUGGGUUCCUUGGCAUGGUGGGGACUCUUGCCACAACCCUUCUACCUCAGUGGAGAGUAUCAGCUUUUGUUGGCAGCAACAUUAUUGUCUUUGAAAGGCUCUGGGAAGGGCUCUGGAUGAACUGCAUCCGGCAAGCCAAGGUCAGGUUGCAGUGCAAGUUCUAUAGUUCCUUGUUGGCGCUCCCACCUGCCCUGGAAGCAGCCCGGGCACUCAUGUGUGUGGCCGUUGCUCUCUCCUUGAUUGCACUCCUUAUUGGCAUCUCUGGCAUGAAGCAGGUCCAGUGCACGGGCUCUAACAAGAGGGUCAAAGCAUACCUUCUGGGGACUUCAGGAGUCCUCUUCAUCCUGACGGGCAUCUUCAUUCUGAUUCCAGUGUGCUGGACAGCCAACAUCAUCAUCAGGGAUUUCUACGACCCAGCCAUCCACGUAGGUCAGAAGAGAGAGCUGGGAGCAGCGCUUUUCCUCGGCUGGGCAAGUGUUGCUGUCCUCUUCAUCGGAGGGGGUCUGCUGUGUGGGUUCUGCUGCUGCAACAGAAAGAAGCAAAGCCACAGAUAUCCAGCCCCUGGAUACCGUGUGCCACACACAGAUAAGCGAAGGAACGUGACGAUGCUUAGUAAGACCUCCACCAGCUAUGUCUAAUACCUGCUUUCAGCUCCCAUGAUGGAUUACAGUCACUGUGUUUUAUAAAGUCCUGCCAGAAACUGUAAGUACAUUAGGCAGGAAAACUUGCUUUAUAGCUAGAUCUAAAUUGAGAUGAAAAUUUCAAUUUGUCGCCUAUGGUAAUAAUGGAAGUGACUUACUUGGACUUUCUGACCUCAUGUGUAUUAAAUGCAUGUACUAUCAUCAGAUUCAGUCCCCAUUCCAGUUUGCAUAGUCAAGAUCAAGUAUGCCUGCAGUCAUUAGCAGAUGUACAAUGUUGGACUACUGUUUGUUUUUUUUUUUUUUACCAUUAUAUAUUAUCUGAUAAGAUCUAAAAAUGCAAUUGGUAAUCCAUAGCAAUAAUGCAUAAGCAUUUUCUAAAAGGUAACCUG
Messenger RNA from Lemur catta (Ring-tailed lemur), 1253 nucleotides. It is a transcript of the gene CLDN17, whose product is annotated as claudin 17. The coding region runs from base 187 to 861 and encodes 224 amino acids. The record is from RefSeq and is a predicted model, not a curated record. Gene Ontology annotation, molecular function: structural molecule activity. The transcript has a single exon. Lineage: Eukaryota; Metazoa; Chordata; Mammalia; Primates; Lemuridae. Gene Ontology annotation, cellular component: bicellular tight junction; plasma membrane. Gene Ontology annotation, biological process: bicellular tight junction assembly; cell adhesion.